AUGCGAGCCUUUCGGGAACCCCUCCCUCCUGGCGCAAGUCUAGUGCAACGCCUAGGCCAUCACGCCCAAGCUCGAAUGCGACAGAGGUUCUCUUCAGGCACCCCUGUACCGUCUCAACCAUCUCUGCCUCUCCCUCUCCAGGUGGAAUGCGAGAAUAUCGCCGACACAGCUUUCAUUGCCCUUCAGAAUGAAGAAACGCUUGACUGGUCCUUAACAGACUGGUACAGCAAGAAUCGCAAGCGCUCUGCGGUCGCCGACGAGAGUUCAAUAAAUGCGAUGGAAUCCGCGUUCCCACCGUCCUCUAGGGUGAAUCGUCUGGGUAAACCGAUCCUCAGGCAAACACCUUGUGUGGUCAAGGAUCGCAAUGGACGAAUUCUGACAUGGUAUCUUCCCAACGUCAUCCUCCCUGAACGACAAAAGGAAAUCGAAGACGCCAUUCGGUGGCACUCCUCUACUCAUGAAUCAUCUCCCUUCCUCGUGAGGGACAAUGGCAACUAUCGCGACCACGCCUCACUUUUCACCCAGGGGGAGGACUUGAUGUUCAAGCCAGGCGUAGUCACUUACGCCUCCGCGUGGCCGAUGCAGGGCCACCCGGAUACCUUGGCCCCUUCUGCCAACCUCAAAAACCGGCGGCAGGGUAGCCUUGAGUUCAUCGAGCGGAUCUCUGAGAGUGUUGCUGUCCUCGGGGCGAUUCUGGCAGUCAUACAUCCCGCUCUUUUUGAAAUGGGCUUGGAGAUGCUGGCUGGGCUCAAUUCGGGCAUCAUCCCUGCCGGGGACCUUGAACAUCUCAGAACACUCCUCAAGUACUGGAGCUCGCCAUUCACCGCCUUCUCCCUCAUCAACAACCGGCGGACUGAUCUCCACCGCGACGUCUGUAGUCCAGUAUAUGUCUACGACUUGCUCUACACCGGCGGUAAUUAUGUCAAUGGUCGAAUCGAGAUUCGAGGUAUCGGUAUUAGGUGUCGCUACGACCCAGGUACUGUUGUAGCGACAUUGGCAUCGUGCUUCCCUCAUGGCGUUCCUCCCGUGGACGGCGAGCGCGUUUGCAUCGCCCAUUUCUUCCGUGAACAAGCUCUGGAACAUCUCCCCUUUUAUCAACCCCCAGUAUUGCCUACACACCUCACGUUGAACCAUUUUUAUAACCACAAUCAUUAG
Molecule: messenger RNA, 1155 nt
Organism: Coprinopsis cinerea okayama7#130
Lineage: Eukaryota; Fungi; Basidiomycota; Agaricomycetes; Agaricales; Psathyrellaceae
Exons: 4
Coding region: 1-1155 (384 amino acids)
Source: RefSeq, a predicted model, not a curated record